Molecule: messenger RNA, 957 nt
Organism: Sporothrix brasiliensis 5110
Lineage: Eukaryota; Fungi; Ascomycota; Sordariomycetes; Ophiostomatales; Ophiostomataceae
Exons: 2
Coding region: 1-957 (318 amino acids)
Biological process (GO): transmembrane transport; carbohydrate transport
Cellular component (GO): membrane
Molecular function (GO): carbohydrate:proton symporter activity
Source: RefSeq, a predicted model, not a curated record
AUGGUGAAAAAGUUCCUCGGCCUUCGGGGCAACGCCCUCAACUGGGCGGUCAGCACUGUCGCCGGCUGCGACUUCCUCCUCUUUGGCUAUGAUCAGGGCGUCAUGGGCGGCAUCCUCACGCUCAGUGUCUUCCUGGAACAGUUCCCCAUCAUCAACCCUGACUCAGUUGGCGGCGCAGAGUCGUCGCGGCGGUCGACGUAUCAGGGCAUUGCCGUGGCGUCCUACAAUCUAGGCUGUUUCCUGGGCUCUGUCAUUACCAUCUUCAUCAGCAACCCUCUCGGCCGCAAGCGCAUGAUUAUGCUCGGUACUUCCAUCAUGGUUGUCGGUGCUGCACUGCAGGCGUCGGCUUUUUCGAUUGAACACUUUAUCAUUGGUCGCAUCAUCACGGGCUUCGGCAACGGCUUUAACACAUCGACGGUCCCGACAUGGCAAUCUGAAAUCUCACGUUCACACAAGCGCGGCAAGCUGGUCAUGGUCGAGGGCGCUCUGAUCACGUGCGGUAUCAUGAUUUCAUAUUUUUUAGACCUGGGCCUGUCGUUUGCGCCCGGGUCUGUGGCCUGGCGGUUCCCGUUGGCGUUCCAGAUUGUCUUCUGCAUCUUCAUCCUGAUAUUCAUUCCUUUCCUGCCCGAGUCGCCCCGGUGGCUGAUUCUCAAGGGCCGCGAGGACGAAGCGCUAGAGGUGCUUGCCGCUCUGAACGACAAGGAUGUUAACGACCACGCGCUGCACAACGAAUUUGCUGAAAUCAAGGACACCGUAGUGGAAAUGUCCAAGGGCACAUUUGCCUCACUCUUCGAUUACAAGGGCCGCGACCGCAACCUCCACCGCACGAUCCUGGCCUACACCAACCAGGUAUUCCAGCAAAUCAGCGGCAUCAACCUCAUAACGUAUUAUGCGGCUGUCAUCUACUCAAAGCUCGGAAUGUCUCCGUUCAUGUCACGACUUUUGGCUGCGCUGUAA